AGUGGCGAGAAGUGGACUCUUCUCCUAUUGAUGGACUUUUCCCACUUUCAGUACCAAAAACAGAGUUUGUAUUGCAGUCAUUACGUGCCCCACGUUUCUCCAUUUAGAUCAAUAUUUUUAUUUUCUAACCGGAGACGUAUUAUUACUUUGUUGUUUUUUUGGCGACUUCCGUUAUCUCCUUUGGCCAUCUUGCGGCAGACAAUAGCACUGUCAAUUCAUUUUUUUCCAAAUGAGGAAAGAAAAUUGAACUGUCAGAAUCAGAAAUCAGAAGUGUUAAUCUGUGCCCGUAAGCCGAGGAACAUGGCUCUCCUCGAAUUUUUCGGCUGUGCGUUUCUUGCAUUCGGCCCUCCACUAGCGAUGUUUCUUAUAACUAUUGCUAAAGACCCAAUUCGAAUCAUCAUCCUCAUAGCCAGUGCGUUCUUCUGGCUAUUGGCAUUACUGAUGUCAUCCUUGUUGUGGCUCGUAGCAGACACGUUGAAUAGCCCAAUUGUUGUGGGAGUUGUCUUCUCUGUCUUGUUGCAAGAACUAUUCCGCUACUUAAUAUAUUUGCUGUUACGCAAAGCUGAGGUUGGGUUGAAAAAACUCACAGAGUCUGAUACUGCCAUCAUCACUAAUAAAAACAUCCUGGCCUAUGUUUCAGGCUUGGGCUUUGGUAUCAUCAGUGGCACCUUCUCUCUAGUCAAUGUUCUCGCUGAUGCUACUGGACCAGGAACGGUCGGUCUACAUGGGGACUCUAAUUUGUUUUUCCUAACAUCAUCCCUUACUACACUUUGCUUCGUCCUCCUACACACAGCAUGGGGAGUGCUCUUCUUCCACGCACUAGACACCAAAAAGUUUUUGCCAUUAAUUUGGGUGGUGACAUCUCAUCUACUUGUAUCACUUUUGACUCUCAUGAACCCCUCGCAGUUGUACUUGGCCACAAUACUGCCCGCCUACGCCGUUCUUGUAGUGACGGCUCUAUGGGCUGCUGGAGCGGCUGGAGCAUCUUUUACUUCACUCAAAAAGUGUUUAACUAUCCAACCAAAGACGGUGCAGGUACGCGUGGAAGACUGAGGCAUAGAAACGACAUUCACAAUUCAGCCAUCGUCAGUAAACCAUCCCGCGGGUCUUUCCACAAUCUCUCCCUCAAUAACUUUUGUUUUUGCGAAAACGUCCGACAGCCGCGUUCUUAAUUAAUUAAUAUAACCAAAAAUACACUUUCAGUGAUGAAGAAA
Daphnia magna is the source of this 1214-nucleotide messenger RNA. It is a transcript of the gene aph-1, whose product is annotated as gamma-secretase subunit Aph-1. NCBI's taxonomy places the organism in Eukaryota, Metazoa, Arthropoda, Branchiopoda, Diplostraca, Daphniidae. Gene Ontology annotation, biological process: protein processing; Notch signaling pathway; Notch receptor processing. Gene Ontology annotation, molecular function: protein-macromolecule adaptor activity. Gene Ontology annotation, cellular component: membrane; gamma-secretase complex; endoplasmic reticulum. The transcript is spliced from 5 exons. Bases 31 to 1053 code for a protein of 340 amino acids. The record is from RefSeq and is a predicted model, not a curated record.